AGUUACCGAGCGAGUUGAAUUGUUUGGCGGUGGAGAAGGCAGCCGCGCAAUAAACGGGACGGUGCGGGUGAGAGACGGGCCGGGGUAGUGGUGCGCGUGAUCGCGAGGUUUCACCGGAGCCGAGAGAGCGAAGCUGCUGGGUCGUGCGGGACGCACGAGAGACGAGAGACCGGGGAUCACACGGACCGGAGCUACGAUCGUCGUCCACGUGCGCGCGGACGACCGUGAGGAGAGCGGCAAACGGCGUGAGAGAGGGAGUGAGAGAGAGAGAGAGAGAUAGAGAAGCGUGCGAGCGAGCGUCUCUUGGGCGAAAGCGGCGGAGGAUUGAUCAUCGAUCGAAAUAAACGGGUGCGGGGCCGGGGCGUCCGCGAAGCGGAGACGUCCCGCAACGCCGUGAUACCGAUCGGACUGUCGCGCAUCUGAGCCGGGUUUUCGCCCCCCCGCGUUUUCGGGAACGCGCGCGAUCGUCAAACCGCGAGACAAGAUGUCGGUGGACGCGCUCAGCGACUCCGAGCUGCGCUCGAAGCUGAUGGAGUACGGGUACCCGGUGGGACCGGUCACGCAGACGACCCGCAAGAUACUCGCCAAGAAGCUGAAGAACCUCAUGGAGGCCCGCGGCGCCGGCGGCGGGGCAGCGGGAUCCCGGCAUUCGUUGGCCGCGAGAUAUAGCAGCGACGACACAGACGACGACACAAACACGAGUGUCGUUAAGAAGAAGAAGAGUGCGAACCUGCGCCGGCAAACGUUGGCGAAUCCCAUGCCGCCACCUUCGAUUAUUCCUCCCGACAUCGCGAGCGUGACGAAAAAUCCGGUCAAGGAGUCAAAUCUAUCGCCGCCGCAUUCCGAGUUCAAGGAUCCCAACGCGACGAAUUUCGACAGCUCGGCCGUGCCUGCCGUGACUCGCACGACUUCGAAGAGCACGCAGAACAAGUUUGUCAAGACGCAGAGAACCUACGUGUCCGACGGCUUGGAGACCGGAUCGGAUUCCGACGUCGUGGAGGACGCCGGGAGCUCGUACGGACGCUCGUACGACAAGUACCUGUCGAAUCCGAGCAGCAGACUGUACGAUUCUCGUGUGUACGAUCGCGGUACUUACGAUUACGAUCAGAUGGCGAAGACCAGACCCGCCUACGGGUGGAAGGACAGCAAGUACAAUGUGUCACCGUUGAAGCCGAGCGUCGUCUCCCCGAUUCUUCAGCCCGCGAAGGAGGACGUGAGUGGGAGGGACAGUGCGAAUCAGAGGGAUCUUCUUGCAAACUAUGAAACCCCAUUUCUAUCGGAGUUCACAAGGAGACUCAGUUCGCGAUCUUUGAUAAACACAAGCGCGUCGCCAUCCACCCUGUCGAGCUUAAAAAAUCCUACAUUACGCCAUAAUUUGACCUCUGGUUUACCAGAGGUGAAAGAGAGAGAUUCAAACGGCCACUUCUCUUCCUUAAGAGGCAUGUACCCGCUGUCGAAUCAGUCGAGGUAUGUAUUAUUAUUUUAUCCGAAUUGUAUGUAUUAUAAACAAACGCUUGGCUCGAGACGUAAUGUCUCGUCUGCUGACAGAGUUCGGGAUAUUUUCAGCAGAGCGACUUACAAACCGUCGACGACGAGCACAAGCAGGGACGACGUGCGAAAUAAUCAGAACAUCGUAUCGAUGAUCCUCCUGGUAGUACUUGCCCUAUUCUUUGUAGUCAUUGCAAUAAUAUAUGUGGGACUUGGGAAAACCGAGACGCUUCCAUCGCUUACAUCGGAUAACAACAUACCGCAAUGUUUCCUCGAUGGAGCUCCUGAUCUUAAAGCGCCUGGAGUAAAUUGCAUAAUGAAGGAAAACAUAGAAUCUGUGUUGCAGCUGUUAAGACGUUUGCAGCCUAUUCUAACGGGAAAGGCGAUAUCUAAAAUGUGCGAGAACUCGAAUGAGAAACCAUACCUAACCGAUGCGGAUAUCGUGGAGAUGUUUACGAGCGAGAAAGUGACGAAUCUUGAGGUGAAGGACGACCUGCACAGCGCGCAAUUUUUAAUCAUUAAGAAUCCGAAAUGGGGCAUCUCGCUUAUCGAUAUAAGUGAUGAUAACGGAGCGACCACGGAAACAUUGGAUACUCUAGACAAAUUAUUUUCCGCUCGUCUGAAUGGAAAAAUUGGAAUGGCGAUUUUAAAUCCUGAGCUGCCAAUGCAAUGCCUCGUUAAGAACAAACUUUUUACCAUCUUUUCUUCUCUUCUUAUAGUGGCAAUCGUCUUAUUAACAGGUAUCGGAAUUUAUAAAUCGUAUCUUUGGUAUCUAAAAUACAAGAGAUCUACCGAGAGAGAGGUAUUUAAGCUUGUUAGCGAUAUCAUAAGUAUCGUUGAGACGCACCAUCAGAACGCGUCCGCGCAAGCCGGCGCGCAGGAAAGUUUCCUUGCCAUAAAUCACGUGCGAGACAAUCUUAUUCCGCCGAAGGAUCGUAAAAGAAUGACUGCUCUGUGGGAAAAGGCAGUGAAGUUUCUUGACGAGAACGAGUCCAGAAUUCGAAGAGAGGUGCAGCAAGUGGCAGGCGAGGAGUUUCACGUCUGGCGAUGGUUGCCGAAUAACGCUUUGAACAAAUCGCCCGUGCAAAGCGCGGCUCUGGGCAAGAAGCCGAAGGUCUGGCAGGGACAAGCGUUCGAAACGAUGGAGGGAUCAGUUAACAGCCUGACUUGUUCGCCGACGCCUUGCCUGAAGAUCAGGCACAUGUUUGAUCCAGACAUCGAAACCGAAGACGACUGGGAGACGAAAGUGCAGGACGCUAUUUUGGAGAAGUGCGGGGAGGGUGUGAAGAUACUUCACAUUCGAGUAGACAUCGGUAGCCGUGAGGGUUGCGUUUAUAUGAAAUGUAUGUCGCAGGAGGACGCUGGCAAAGCUUACAGGGCAUUACACGGUUGUUGGUUCGAUGGUAAUUUAGUGACUGUGAAGUACCUGAGAUUAGAGCGGUAUCACGAGCGAUUUCCGGACGCCGCCCGCUGCGUAACGCCUCUCAAGCCGAGUAACAAUCAACGAUUGUCCAUGCAGGCGCACUACUGGCAGAGCCCGGCGGAGGCAAAUUAAAGUUCGCACAUUUUUAUUUUCGGACAUUCGAAGGAGCGCGCGAGCUCUCUCGCGUUUUUAAACGUUUAAAUCACACAAAU
Messenger RNA from Wasmannia auropunctata (little fire ant), 3123 nucleotides. RefSeq names its product inner nuclear membrane protein Man1 (gene MAN1). Gene Ontology annotation, molecular function: chromatin DNA binding. The coding region runs from base 485 to 3043 and encodes 852 amino acids. The transcript has 10 exons. Gene Ontology annotation, biological process: negative regulation of BMP signaling pathway; nuclear envelope organization. Lineage: Eukaryota; Metazoa; Arthropoda; Insecta; Hymenoptera; Formicidae. Gene Ontology annotation, cellular component: nuclear inner membrane. The record is from RefSeq and is a predicted model, not a curated record.